CAAUUAGCAGAUGAAAAAUCAACAUCAUCUCAUUUUUCGUCUUUCCAGUAAAGUUAUUCUGCAAACGGUAUUUUUUGCGAAUUUUUCCUUGUUCGUUGAUGAAGAACGCGUUAAUUACCUAACUAAACAAUUAAUUCGUGCAUUUCAUUCGUCAAGAUAGUCAUCGGUUAGUGUUGAAAAAUGGCUUCGCCUUCGAUGUUUGUAAUCGGUAUUGAUUUCGGUAACGAAUCGUCGUACAUAGCCGUACCUCGAGACGGAGGAAUAGAAACCAUCAGUAACGACUUCAGUCUACGGGCUACUCCAUCAUGUGUGGCAUUCAGUAAUCGAAACAGAAUCCUCGGUGUGGCGGCCAAGAAUCAGUUAAUAACCAAUCUUAAAAACACCAUCUUCGGGUUCAAAAGGUUGUUAGGUAAGAAUUUCGAUGACCCGACUGUUCAACACGAGUUACGUUACGCACCAUACCCUAUCAUUCGUUGUAAAGAUGGUACGAUCGGUGUCAAAGUUCGUUACUUGGACGAAGAAUAUGCAUUCUCCAUUCAACAAAUAACCGCUAUGUUUUUUACCAAGCUGAAAGAGUCCGCCGAAGUGGCAAUGAAAUGCGAAGUAAAUCAAUGUGUGAUAUCUGUCCCUUCGUUUUUCGAUAACGCCCAACGUCUUGCGUUACUAGACGCAGCUACCAUAGCUGGUUUAAAUGUACUACGUAUAUUCAACGAGACUGCGGCUACAGCGUUAUCUUACGGUAUCUAUAAACAAGACCUUCCAACUCCUGAAGAGCCGCCUCGUAAUGUCAUAUUCGUCGAUUGUGGACACUCAUCGUUACAAGUAUCCGCUUGCGCUUUCAAUCUGGGUGAAUUGAAGAUGUUAUCUUCGGCAGCAGAUCCUCAACUAGGAGGACGCGAUAUUGAUAUCAUUCUCGCCGAGUAUUUCAGCGAACAGUUCAAAUCCAAGUAUAAUAUCGAGCCGACGAAAAAUCAUCGAGCCAUGUUACGUUUACUCGGCGAAGUAGAAAAACUAAAAAAACAAAUGUCCGCUAAUUCUACGAAAAUACCUUUGAAUAUCGAAUGUUUCAUCAACGAUAUAGACGUACAUGGUGAUCUGAAACGUACCGAUAUGGAGGAGCUUUGCGCCGAAUUAUUCGAACGUGUUGAACGGACCAUGCUGAAGUGUUUACGAGAAUCCAAGUUGAAGAAAGAAGAAAUACAUUCCAUCGAGAUCGUAGGCGGUUCGAGUCGCGUGCCAGCGAUUAAAUCGCUCAUCGAGAAGGUAUUCGGUAAAGUACCUAGUACAACACUGAAUCAAGAUGAAGCUGUAGCUCGUGGUUGCGCUCUUCAGUGCGCGAUGCUUUGCCCGGCUAUCUUUGUUCGAGAUUUUAGUAUCACCGAUAUUCAAAAUUACCCGAUUAAUGUGUACUUGUACUACGAUUCACCAUCUAAUAAAGCUUGGAAGGUAUACCGUAAAAAUCACCCGAUACCGUUAUCUAAGAUGUUGACUUUCGAUACUCGCGAACCUUUUGAAUUGCAAGCGGUUUACGCUCACAAUAACAAGUUGAUCGGUAAAUUCAUCGUUAACGACGUCAAGCCCGACGCUAAAGGUCAAUACCAGACGGUUGAAGUGAGAGUUUGUAUCACUAUUAAUGGUAUAUUCACCGUAUCCAAAGCGAUUUUGGCUGAAAAGCAAGAAAUUGACGAUCACGGCGAACCGAUGGAAAUAAGUCAACCGCAUUCGAGUUCCAAAUCAGUCGAGAAGGAUCAUCGUAUAAAACGAGCUGUAAAAACCGCCGAUUUGCCGGUCAAAAUCAAAUUAGUUGGAGCUUACUCUUCGAACGAAUUGAAUGCCCUGACAAAACAAGAAUGUAAAAUGGUAUCUACGGAUCGUCAAGAGCGAGACAGAAUCGACGCCCGUAACGCUCUCGAAGAAUACGUUUACGAACUCCGAGGUAAAUUAUCAUCACCCGACGAGCUCGCUACGUUUGUACCGGACGAAGAACGCAAGAAACUAUGCCAACUGUUCGAUGAGAUUGAGAAGUGGAUCUACGAAGGAGGCGACGAUUGCAACCGUCAGGUGUAUUCCGAUAAGCUUAAAAGUUUACAAGAUUACGGCGAACCGAUUAAGAAACGUAAAUUCGAAUUCGAAGAACAACCACAGUUGCUGAAAGAAUUUAGCUCAACUUUACAAUUGGCACAAAGAGCAGUCGAUCAAUAUAACGCUGGCGUAGAGACCUAUUCUCAUCUGGAUAAAAACGAUGUCCGAAGGAUUCAUGAGUCGACAAAUUCAGCUUUGCGAUGGGUCGAAUAUUUAUGUAACGUAUUGAACGUCGCUUCACGCCAUCAAUGUCUACACAUUACCGCGAAUCAAAUUAAAUCCGAGAAGGAUAAGUUCGAACAAGAGAUGACCAAAGUAUUCCAGAAACCAAAACCACAACAACCUCCUACACCGUCCCGAAAACCGAGUCAAGAAGAAGCCUCAAAAUAUUUACCCGUCUUAUUACGCAAACAAAAAAAUUUUAUUCGAAUGAUCGAUUCGCUGGAACUCACGGAUAAUCUUAACGCAGAUGAAGCGAAAGUUCAGUUGAAGCAUUUGGAGAAGUUUUACGAUGAAUUUAUUCGUAUCCAGCGUAACAUCGCCGUCUUAAUUGGAGACGCUUCGAAAGACGCUCUGGUUGAAAUGUCACGGAAAGUUGAGAAGAACGUUCGUCAAAUUGAAACCAAGUUUAAAGAAAUUAUAUCAUCGAACGAAACCAUGCCAUCGACAUCGGCUGGUUCUGUAGUAAAUUGGCAUUUCAAUCCUAAGGACGAUCUCGACACUCUAAUUAAAAAGCAGAAAUUUAUGAUCAAAGAGCUCGAAUCAAUUGAAUCGGAAAAGAAUCCCAGUGAGGCUGAAGCUGAAAUAUUGCGCCAUCGUUUUUCGGAUCUUUACGAUCAGUUCUUAAGAAAUGAUGGCAUGAUAUCAAGGUAUGUGAGUGGUUUAGCCGCCGACGAGCAGUCGCGAAUGCUUGACAGCUUUCAGGAAAGAUCCAUUGCCGUUCAAAACAAGCUGGAAGGCUACGGUGACGAUUGAUAUUACUGAUUAAAUUCGCAUCGUGUGUGUUCCAGUUCAUUUUGAUUUAGUAACUUGAAAGUAGAAACGAUAAGUUUUUAAUCCGUGUGUUACAGAUAGACGAUUUUUUUUAAAUUUAUUUUUAUCAAUUCCCAGUUAUUAGUUUUAUUGUUUCUGUUUCAAAUGAGAUGAUUUUUUUUUAAAUUUAUUUUUAUCAAUUUCCAGUUAUUGGUUUUAUUGUUUCUUUUUCAAAUGAGAUGAUUUUUUUAAAUUUAUUUUUAUCAAUUUCCAGUUAUUAGUUUUAUUGUUUCUGUUUCAAAUGAGAUGAUUUUUUUUUAAAUUUAUUUUUAUCAAUUUCCAGUUAUUGGUUUUAUUGUUUCUUUUUCAAAUGAGACGAUUUUUUUAAAAAAAUUUUUUAUUAAUUCCCAGUUAUUGAUCUUAUUAUUUCUUUUUGAUAUGAGUGUACUUGUAUUUAUUGGAGUAAAGAUGUGUUGAUAUCAUGCACUUGCGUUGUAUAGUG
Messenger RNA from Planococcus citri (citrus mealybug), 3556 nucleotides. Its product is annotated as heat shock 70 kDa protein 4-like. The coding region runs from base 181 to 3057 and encodes 958 amino acids. Lineage: Eukaryota; Metazoa; Arthropoda; Insecta; Hemiptera; Pseudococcidae. Gene Ontology annotation, molecular function: ATP-dependent protein folding chaperone; ATP binding. The record is from RefSeq and is a predicted model, not a curated record. Gene Ontology annotation, cellular component: nucleus; cytosol. The transcript has a single exon. Gene Ontology annotation, biological process: protein folding.